GACCCAACUGAUGAGCAAGCUUCUGGAGCAAGUUAACAUUCACAUGAAAACAGUUACAGUGACAGGGUGGAAACAAUGACUGGUGUGGAAAGCUACCGCUUUUCCCAGGACUUAGCCCAUGUCUACUUGACAAUAUUUUCACUUUUCUGCUUCAAACUAUUUGUGAAAAUCAGCCUUGCUAUCCUCAGCCAUUUCUACAUAGUCAAGGGGAACCGAAAGGAAGCAGCGCGGAUAGCAGCAGAGUUUUACGGAGCUACCCAAGGUCAAGGUUCCUGGGCUGACCGUUCACCUUUACAUGAGGCUGCCAGUCAGGGACGCCUCCUGUCUCUUAAAACCUUGCUUGCCCAGGGUCACAGUGCCAACACAUUGACGAUAGAUCAUGUUUCUCCUCUGCAUGAUGCCUGUCUGGGAAACCAUGUGGCCUGUGCAAAAGCCCUCAUAGAAGCAGGUGCCAAUGUCAAUGCCACAACCAUUGAUGGAAUCACUCCCCUGUUCAACGCGUGUUCCAGUGGCAGUGCGAGUUGUGCAGAGCUGGUGUUGCAGAAUGGUGCCAAACUACAAGGGCAGGACUGUUGGGCUUCAGCCAUUCAUGAAGCAUCAAGUAAAGGUCGCAGUGAAUGUAUGCAGGUAUUGAUCUCCUGGGGUGUGGACAUUGACCUGGACAUCUCUCAACAGGGAACACCCCUUUAUGUAGCUUGUGUCCAUCAACAGUAUUUUUGCAUUAAAAAGCUUCUUCAUGCAGGGGCCAAUGUCCAGAAAGGCAAACAUUUGGAGACUCCCUUACAUGCUGCUGCCCGUCAGUCCAAUCCAGAAAUUGUUAAGAUGCUGCUUGAGUUUGGAGCAGACAUUAGUGCCAGAAAUGCAGAAGCUGAGAGGCCUAUUGAUGUUGCUGUCACCAGUAGUCCAGUGGAUAGGUUGCUUCUGCAUUAUGAAGCAACACCAAGCUCCCUGUGUCAGUUGUGCCGCCUGUGUGUUCGAGGUUGUCUCGGGAGAGCCCGCUUACAGUUCAUUCCACAGCUGGAAUUACCCAAACUACUGAAGGACUUCUUGCAGCAUAAGUAACCUACUUCCCUUUGAAUCCAACAGUCUGCAUAGGAAGAUGGUUUCAGAUCUUGGCUCUGCUCUUUUCUGUAUAUAGAGCAUGUGUUAAACCUGUCUAUAUGUAGUGCAAUGGCUACCCAUUGUAAUCCCUGUUUUUGUAGGCUGUUGUCUUUGUCUGGGCAGCUAAGAAUGUAGUACUGUAUGAUGAAACAAAUUGGAUUAGCAUCAGUCCCAAUGACACCAUUGAAUUUCUCCCUUUCUUACGUGCAAGCAAUGAUUGGGAGGGGAAAUUCAUCCCCAUCUUGCCUGUUGCUUUGGUGCAAAAUUAGGUGUGAGUGGUCACACCAGUUCCUGGGUUUAACCUCCCAAACCUGAGCUUUACCCCCAUGGAGACUUGUAAUUGCCUGGAUAGCUACACUGUUCAAGUAAAAACAAUGUGCUGCCUUUUCUGGAGAUCUGAAGCACAAACUGGAAGUACUCAGCAGGUCUGAAAGCAUCUGAGGAGAUAGAAACAGAGCUAAUGUCUGAGUUCAAUGUGACACUUCCUUGGAAUUGAAUGGAAUGUAGUUCUUCAAAUUAUGAAUUUUUUCUUCUCCUUCUUCUCUGAAUACCCUCUUUCCUAAUGUCUUCUUUGUAUGAAUUGGGUCUCAACAGAUCAGAUCAAAGAACCCUAACAGUGUGGAAGCAGGCCAUUCAGCCCAUCGAGUCCACACCCUGACCUGCC
This is a messenger RNA of Chiloscyllium plagiosum (whitespotted bambooshark), 1765 nucleotides long. It is a transcript of the gene asb5b, whose product is annotated as ankyrin repeat and SOCS box containing 5b. Gene Ontology annotation, molecular function: protein binding. Gene Ontology annotation, biological process: protein ubiquitination; positive regulation of protein catabolic process; intracellular signal transduction. The record is from RefSeq and is a predicted model, not a curated record. Lineage: Eukaryota; Metazoa; Chordata; Chondrichthyes; Orectolobiformes; Hemiscylliidae.